Quercus lobata is the source of this 2025-nucleotide messenger RNA. RefSeq lists its product as uncharacterized. Gene Ontology annotation, molecular function: nucleic acid binding; zinc ion binding. The coding region runs from base 1 to 2025 and encodes 674 amino acids. The transcript is spliced from 2 exons. Gene Ontology annotation, cellular component: membrane. The record is from RefSeq and is a predicted model, not a curated record. Lineage: Eukaryota; Viridiplantae; Streptophyta; Magnoliopsida; Fagales; Fagaceae.
AUGGAAGCUACUAACAAGGGCUUGUUUCUCCAUGUCCUCAAAGGGCCAUGGAUCAUGGUAUUCGCAUCUUUCAUAAUCAUGUCCACUGCGGGCACACCCUAUGCCUUUGGACUAUACUCCAACGUGCUCAAGUCAGUGCUUGGCUACGACCAAAGUACCCUCAAUUUGAUCAGCUUCUUCAAAGACGUUGGCACCAACGUUGGUGUCCUCUCAGGCCUCCUUGCCGAGGUCACACCCCCAUGGUUUGUUUUAUCAGUUGGUGCAGUCAUGAACGUUUUUGGGUACUUGAUGAUAUGGCUAGCCGUGACACAAAAAAUGGCUAAGCCCCAUGUGUGGAUGAUGUGCUUGUACAUCUGCCUCGGUGCUAAUUCAACUGCUUUUGCAAACACUGGAGCAAUGGUUACUUGCAUCAAGAACUUCCCCGAAAGCCGAGGCAUUGUACUCGGGCUUCUAAAGGGAUAUGUUGGCCUUAGUGGUGCUAUUCUCGCACAACUAUACCAUGCUUUCUAUUAUAACGACCCCAAGUCUUUGAUUUUGUUAGUGGGUUGGCUUCCGGCUCUGAUAAAUCUUGCUUUUGCACCUUUUAUUCGGUUAAUGAAGGUCGCUAGGCAAUCAAACGAGCUCCAAGUGUUCUAUAAUUUCCUUUAUAUUACAUUUGGACUCGCGGGGUUUCUGAUGAUUAUGAUUAUAAUUGAGCAAAAAGUUUCUUUCACACAAAGCGAGUAUGGUGGUAGUGCAGCUGCAGUGCUUUUCUUGCUCUUUCUCCCACUUGGGAUCGCUAUCGUUGAAGAGAUUAAGCUUUGGAGGAGCAAGAAAUUAGCACUAAGUGAUGGUUCACAGCUGCAGGUUAUCACAGACAAUACAAAGACCGAGGCUAGUCCAUCUCUGCCACAAGCCUCUCCUGUCUCAGUAAACUUGCUCCGUGAACCAAGCACAGAAAAGCAAGUUUCAUGUUGGAGUAACUUAUUCACUCCCCCACAGCGCGGUGAGGACUAUAGUAUACUCCAAGCACUCUUCAGCAUUGACAUGUUGAUACUUUUCUACACAGUGAUUGCUGGUGUUGGUGGCACAUUAACAGCCCUAGACAACUUGGGACAAAUGGGACUUUCUCUCGGCUACUCACAGAGAAGUAUAAGCACUUUUGUGUCGCUAGUAAGUAUAUGGAAUUAUUUUGGAAGAGUAAUGGGAGGUUUGGUAUCUGAAAUCCUUUUGAAGAAAUACAAGUUCCCUCGCCCUCUCAUGCUCACUAUAAUCCUCCUUGUUGCAUGUGUUGGUCACCUUCUAGUUGCAUAUCAUCCCCCUGGGGGUCUCUAUGUGGCUUCAGUGAUUAUUGGGUUUUGUUUUGGUGCACAAUGGUCAGUAGUGUUCACAUCAAUUUCUGAAAUUUUUGGCCUAAAGUACUACGCAACUUUGUACAAUUUUGGGACAGUGGCUAGCCCAAUUGGGUUAUACGUACUCAACGUGACAGUCACUGGGAAUUUAUAUGAUAGGGAAGCUAGAAAGCAACUAGCUGCUUUGGGACUCACAAGGAAGGCUGGGCAAGCUUUGAAUUGUACUGGGGUUCAGUGUUUCAGAUUGUCUUUCAUUAUAAUUGCUGCCGUAACACUUUCUGGUGCUCUGGUUUCCAUUAUUCUAGUCCUUAGGACUAGGAAGUUUUAUAAGAGUGACAUUUACAAGAAGUUCAGGGAAGAAGCAAAGCUUGCUGAGUAUAAAAAUGUAGAUCAAACCUCUAAUAAUUCCAUGGGUCAACAAUGUUUUGGUUGUCAAGGGUAUGGUCAUGUGAAAUCAGAAUGUCCUACAUUCUUGAGAUCAAAGGGUAAAGCUAUGGCUGUAAACCUUAGUAAUGAUGAAGUUUUUGAUCAUGAAUCUGGUAGUGAUGAGGAUGGAAACUUCAUUACUUUCACAACUACUGCUAUAGUUGAUGAGAACCCUUUUGAUGAAGAACUCUCUAAGAAUGCUGAUUUGCAAGAAACCUAUAAUAAGCUUUGCAAGAAACCUAUAAUAAGCUUUGCAAGAAACCUAUAA